AUGAUGUGCCUCCGCCGUGACUGGGGGUCCAACAUCUCAACCAUUGCCCUCAAACUCCUGAAAAAAGGCAUUCCGUUCAAGACACUGCAGCCCAUGGCAGUUUCUCCUCGCACUCGGCGCCCACUCAGUGAACUUCGUACAUACUCGCUCAGAUACUUCCGCCCCCCCUUCAAGGCGGUUUACACAGAUUAUAUUGUGUACGAGCAGUAUCACCAUGAGUUCAUGAAGGAGGAUUGUGCACAAGCUGCUCUUCUUCGCGGCGGGAUUUUAUGGCGGCUAGCAUUACAUAGCCUUGGCUCCAAUGUCCUCCCCUCGGCCCUGAUCGGGAUUUCACAGGAUGCUGUCCCAUUUGGACAAAUGUUGUCUCUCAAUUGCAAGACUCACUUCGAUGAUGAUUUGUCAGAAGAGGAGGUUGAUUUCAUUUGCGGGACAUAUUAUGUGUACACAAAUAAUGGAUGCAUUGAAAAAUUGUCUUGGUGGCCAAGGCCUCGGGCCUGGGCUGGGUCAGGGUUGGACGUGGGGUUCUGGUCUGCUCGAUGCGAAGGCUGGUUUCAGACACGCCUUGAAAACAUUCGUCAAGUGAACAACACGCGUUUGAAACAUGGACUCAAGUUCAAUGGGGCAACAAAGAAAUUCAAGAAGAACCUUGACGUGGCAUGUUCUGACUUUCUCACUAUGAAAGCAAGUGCCUUCACGGACAAUUAG
Molecule: messenger RNA, 705 nt
Organism: Suillus subalutaceus
Lineage: Eukaryota; Fungi; Basidiomycota; Agaricomycetes; Boletales; Suillaceae
Exons: 4
Coding region: 1-705 (234 amino acids)
Source: RefSeq, a predicted model, not a curated record